AUGGACUCGGAGCGCAGUGGCCUCUGGCGGCGAUGGACACGGUGCGUGGUGGCCUCCGGCGGCGAUGGACGUGGAGCGCGGUGGCCUCCGGCGGCGAUGGACGCGGUGCGCGGUGGCCUCCGGCGGCGAUGGACGCGGUGCGCGGUUGGCUCCGGCGGCGAUGGACUCGUCCUCUUGUGGCAUUGCUCCUUCCCUCACUCUCUCAAUAUGUUUCUUGGGAUCAUCUCCCAAACAAACCUCCAGCCCUCAAACCCUAGUCUCAAGAUCUACCUCUGGGAAUCUAAACCUAAAGGAGACCCUGGCAAACAUCUACGAUCUGUGAGGCUGGAGUUCAGGAAUAGUUGGUGCACAAGCAGGUUAGGCCACUGGCAUUGUUCUGACACUCACGAGGAUGUGCAUUUUCCUGAUGAUGGGCUCCUCUCUCUGCGCCGCAUAGGAAUGAGCGUGAGAGGUGAGCCUUGUAGCUGUGCCCCUGGAGACCUGGGGUGGCACGGGGGUGGGCGUGUGGAGGGGGCAGUUCCUGACCCUGUUCCCCAGGUUCUGUGGAAGGUGGGCAGCCUGCCCUACUGA
This is a messenger RNA of Rangifer tarandus platyrhynchus (Svalbard reindeer), 570 nucleotides long. NCBI's taxonomy places the organism in Eukaryota, Metazoa, Chordata, Mammalia, Artiodactyla, Cervidae. The record is from the annotation of a GenBank genome assembly.